Molecule: messenger RNA, 2719 nt
Organism: Zingiber officinale
Lineage: Eukaryota; Viridiplantae; Streptophyta; Magnoliopsida; Zingiberales; Zingiberaceae
Product: cation/H(+) antiporter 19-like
Exons: 3
Coding region: 154-2589 (811 amino acids)
Biological process (GO): proton transmembrane transport; regulation of pH
Cellular component (GO): membrane; endomembrane system
Molecular function (GO): antiporter activity
Source: RefSeq, a predicted model, not a curated record
CAGAUCGAAGCAAUCAUGCGUGCCGAUACGUGUCCUAUCGAAUCCACUAAAUUAUAAAUAACCAAUUAUAAAUAACCGGAGUCCCGCCCAGCCAAGGCACCCGCCGGGUGUUCGAUCAAAUUCCUGACUGAGGUAAAGGCAAAGAGAGGGGGCAUGGCGAUGGCGAACAACUGCCCGGCGCCGAUAUCGGUAACGUCGAACGGAUCGUGGGACGGCGACAGCCCGCUGCACCACGCGCUGCCGCUGAUCAUCCUCCAGAUCUGCCUGGUGGUCGUCGUCACCCACGGGCUCGCUUUCCUGCUCCGGCCCAUGCGGCAGCCCCGCGUCGUCGCGGAGAUCAUCGGGGGAAUUCUUCUCGGGCCGUCGGCGUUGGGCCGCAACGAGAGGUUCAUGAGCAACGUGUUCCCGAAGCAGAGCUUGACGGUGCUCGAUACGCUGGCGAACAUCGGCCUCAUCUUCUUCCUCUUCCUCGUCGGCCUCGAGCUUGACGUCCACUCCCUCCGCCGGACGGGAAAGGGCGCCCUGGCCAUUGCGCUCGCGGGAAUCACCCUCCCCUUCGCCCUCGGCAUCGGCACCUCCUUCGUCCUUAGCUCCACCAUCGUCAAGGGCACGCGCCAGGCCCCGUUCCUCGUCUUCAUGGGCGUCGCCCUCUCCAUCACCGCCUUCCCCGUCCUCGCUCGCAUCCUCGCCGAGCUCAAGCUCCUGACCACCGAUCUCGGACGCAUGGCCAUGUCAGCCGCCGCAGUCAACGACGUCGCUGCCUGGGUCCUCCUCGCGCUUGCCAUCGCCCUCUCUGGCUCCGGGUCCCCCAUCGUAUCACUCUGGGUCCUCCUCACAGGCAUCGCCUUCCUGGCGGGCGUCGUCAUCUUCGUCCGCCCCGUCCUCCACUGGAUGGCCCACCGCACCACGGAAGGCGAGCCCAUCAAGGAGUCCUACGUCUGCGCCACCCUCGUCAUCGUCCUCGCUGCCGGGUUCGCUACCGACGCCAUAGGCAUCCACGCCCUCUUCGGCGCCUUCGUCAUCGGCGUCGUCGUGCCCAAGGACGGGCCUUUUGCGGGCAUCCUGAUUGAGAAGAUCGAAGACCUCGUCACCAGUCUCUUCCUCCCGCUUUACUUCGUCUCGAGCGGCCUGAAGACCAACGUCGCCACCAUCAGCGGCGGCCGCUCUUGGGGUCUUCUCGUCCUCGUCAUCACCAACGCCUGCAUCGGCAAGAUUCUCGGCACUAUCGUCUCCGCCCUCCUUGCCAAGAUCCCCGUCCGCGAAGCCGUCACACUCGGCUUCCUCAUGAACACCAAGGGCCUCGUCGAGCUCAUCGUCCUCAACAUCGGGAGAGAUCGCAAGGUGCUGAACGACGAAACGUUCGCCAUCAUGGUGCUAAUGGCGCUGUUCACCACCUUCAUCACCACUCCGAUCGUGAUGGCCAUCUACAAGCCAGCGCGGCGGGCGCCGCCAUACAAGCACCGGACGGUGGAGCGGUCCGACAUGGACAGCGAGUUCCGCGUGCUGGCAUGCUUCCGCAGCGAUCGAAACGUCGCCACCAUGAUAAGCCUGGUGGAGUGUUCCCGAGGCACCCGCCGCCGCAGCCUCACCGUCUACGCCAUGCACCUCAUGGAGUUAUCCGAGCGCUCCUCGGCCAUUUCAAUGGUCCACAAGUCCCGCCGCAACGGCCUGCCCUUCUGGAACAAGGCGAGCGGCUGCGGCAACGCCGACCAGUUGGUGAUCGCCUUCGAAGCCUACCGCCAGCUCAGCUCCGUCACCCUCCGCCCCCUCACGGCCAUAUCCGACCUCGACACCAUCCACGAAGACAUCAUCGCCAGCGCCCAGCGGAAGCGCGCUUCCCUCAUUAUCCUCCCCUUUCACAAGGUCCAGCGUAUGGACGGCACGCUCGAGUCCACUGGCCACGCCUACCACCUCGUCAAUCAGCGGUUACUCCGUCGAGCCCCCUGCUCCGUUGCCAUCCUCAUCGACCGAGGCCUCGGCGGCACCACUCAAGUCCCCUCCAGCGAGGUCUCCUUCGAAGUCGCUGUCCUCUUCUUCGGCGGCCCCGACGACCGCGAGGCCCUCGCCUACGGCGCGCGCAUGGCAGAGCACCCGGGCAUCCUCCUCACGGUCCUCCGAUUCUCCCCGUCGGUCACGAAUCCACAAGACCUCGAGCAAGACGAGGAGUGCAUCGCCAACUUCAGGGCCAGGAUGGCGUCUUCCUCGGCGGCGGAGGAAGGGUCAGCCAGGUACGAGGAGGUGGAGGCGGAGGACAGGGUCAAGAUUAUAGCUGCCAUCAAGGGGCUUCUUCGACGGUACAACCUGUUCCUGGCUGGCCGCUCUCCGGCGGCGAUUCCGCUGGUGGAGAGGACCGACUGCGCGGAGCUGGGACCCGUGGGGAGCUAUCUGGCCUCACCGGAGUUCUCAACCGUUGCGUCGGUUCUUGUGAUACAGCGAUACGAUCCCAAGGCCGACGCAUUGAACACGACUGAGGCGGCGUCCGAGGCGGGAGACGCCACGGUGUACGAUGUGCCGGACACGCCGCUGGCUCUUGUCACACCUGAAUCGUCCGUCCGCGGCAAAGGCAACGGUGGAUCGCAAACACCGUAAACGACUAAAUUUGCCCGAUCGGUGGAUCAAAGAACGUGUUCCCAUAUAUUUUAGCAAUCAAAGAACGUGUUCGCAUAUAACUCGCUUUGUCUAAUCUGUUCUUAGAAAACCAAUAAUCGACUAAAUAUAA